CAUCAACUAACUCGAAGUCUAGAAAGCUUCCCUUUUGCUCUUCAUUAUUGCUUUGAUCAGUCCUAAAAGCAUCCAUUUUCCCAAUAAUCAUGACAUUUGAUUAAUUGGUAAUUACUAGCAAAUUUGUACUUUUCUCCAAAAAGAAUGUAAUUUCAAGGUUUAUGCAAAAGUUAUGGGGAAAGCAAGCAAAUGGAUCAGAAACUUCUUACUAGGCAUCAAAAAGGAUCAAGAGAAGGUCAACAAGGAAGAAAAGAAGGCAGUAAAAAAUAUCAUCAGUUCAUCAUCAAAUAGUGUUCCUGAAGAAGAAGAAGAAGAAGCAUCAGAAAGAAGCCCAAACCAGGCCAUCUUAUCAGUUACAAAAGAGAAGAGAAGAUGGAGUUUCAGGAAAUCCAGCACGACUACAAACAAAAUCACGCAGCGUAACAGAUCAUUCGAUUCGAUUUCGACCGUCCGGUUAGUGAAGCAAGUCUUGGAGGAGCACGAAAUCGAACAGAUUCGGAUUAAAGCUCAUGUGCUGGUGAAAUCUUGCAAUGAAGUUAAGGGAAGAAGUAGUAAUAUUGCACCAUUUGCUACUAAUAAUAAUGCGAAAUCGCAAGCUGCCAUCAUAAUUCAAUCCGCAUUUCGCUCAUAUUUGGCGAGGAAGGCGUUGCGAGCUUUAAGAGCCCUUGUGAAGUUACAAGCCCUAGUAAGAGGUCAUCUAGUCAGAAAACAAACAACAGCCGUACUAAGAAGUAUGCAUGCUUUGAUGACUAUUCAAGUUAGAGCUCGCUACAAGAGAGUCCAAAUGGUGGAGACCGGAUCAAAUCCUGAAACUUUGUACAACAAAUCACACAAAACGGAAAAAUCAAUUGAUCAUGAAGGAAGAAAAAGAUUGGAGGGCAGAAGCGGAUCUUUUGAUCAAUAUUCCAAAGUUGAAACAAUGGAACAAGGAUAUUCGAUGAGAAAAUCAUCGUGUAAUGGAGAAGGUCAUCAGGAAGAAGAUGUCAAAACUUGGAGUCCGUCAGCAAUAUUCAAUGAUAUAAUAAUAUCCUCAAAAGACAACAAUAAUGGCAAACACAAAGGAACAAAUUUGCCGGCAGCAUUGAGUUCUUCUACUAGUCAUAAUUAUCAUCAUCCAAGUUACAUGUCCAACACACAAUCUUCAAAGGCAAAAGGAAGAAUUAGGUCACAAAGUGAACCUAAACAACGUCCCAAAAUUGGGACAACCCAAAACCAAAAGAGCCGGCGAUCAAUGUCUAUAGAAAACCAGCAACCAUGGUUGAUUAAACUUUAUCGGUCUGCAAGACCACUCAAGGAUGCAAUCUAGCUUAGCUAAGACUAGACACACCUUUUUCACUGUGUGACAUGAUUUUUUUUUUAAUUAUUAGUAUCAUUAUAAUUUUAUCGGAUGUAACGUACAAUCUAUUUUUUUAAUUAUUAAUUUGCAUUGAGAAACCCCGUUGUUAAUCCAUUUGGGAUACCAGAGUUAGUCAACUUGCUUGGGAUACCCCGUUUUUGGUCUGAUUUAGCUUUUAAUAAUCUUACCUAUCUUAUAAUUAAGGUGGCCAAUAAUAAUUGCAAA
Molecule: messenger RNA, 1561 nt
Organism: Oldenlandia corymbosa var. corymbosa
Lineage: Eukaryota; Viridiplantae; Streptophyta; Magnoliopsida; Gentianales; Rubiaceae
Source: the annotation of a GenBank genome assembly